UCCCGCGUGGCGAGGCGGAACCGGGCUUGGGACCGGGAUCGGGAUCAGGAGCGGGAUCGGGAUCGGGAUCAGCGGGCGGGUGACCUCAGGCACAGCAGGAGGAUGGCCAACUCAAUGCAGGGCAUCGGGAGCCUCCCCAGCACCGAGCUCUGGACCUCACAUAACAGGAUGGUAAUGGAGCCACUUGAGACCAAUGAUCCAGAGGUUCACAGCAUCAUCAAGAAGGAGAAGCAGCGGCAGAAGCUGGGGUUGGAGUUAAUCGCCUCAGAGAACUUUGCAAGCCGAGCAGUCCUGGAGGCCCUGGGAUCCUGCCUGAACAACAAAUACUCUGAGGGCUACCCAGGGCAGAGGUACUACGGUGGGACAGAGUUUGUAGAUGAGCUGGAAAGGCUGUGCCAGAAGCGAGCCCUGCAGGCCUACCAGCUUGACCCCCAGAAGUGGGGUGUCAACGUCCAGCCCUACUCAGGGUCACCCGCAAACUUUGCUGUGUACACGGCCCUGGUGGAGCCCCACGGCAGGAUCAUGGGGCUGGACCUGCCUGAUGGGGGCCACCUCACCCAUGGGUUCAUGACGGACAAGAAGAAGAUCUCUGCCACCUCUGUCUUCUUUGAGUCCAUGCCCUACAAGGUCAACCCCAAGACUGGUUACAUUGACUACGACCGGCUGGAGGAGAACGCCCGCCUCUUCCACCCCAAGCUGAUCAUAGCAGGUGUCAGCUGCUACUCGCGCAACCUGGACUACGCCCGCAUGCGGAAGAUCGCCGACGACAACGGUGCCUACCUGAUGGCUGACAUGGCCCACAUCAGCGGGCUGGUGGCUGCUGGUGUGGUGCCCUCCCCCUUUGACCACUGCGACGUUGUCUCCACCACCACCCACAAGACCUUGAGGGGCUGCAGGGCUGGAAUGAUCUUCUACCGCAAAGGCACCCGCAGUGUGGACCCCAAGACGGGCAAGGAAACACUCUACAACCUGGAGAGCCUCAUCAACCAGGCGGUCUUCCCCGGGCUGCAGGGAGGCCCACACAACCAUGCCAUUGCAGGGAUCGCCGUGGCUCUGCAGCAGGCCAUGACACCCGAGUUCAAGGCCUACCAGCUGCAGGUGGUGGCCAACUGCAGGGCGCUCUCGACGGCGCUGAUGGAGCUGGGCUACGACAUCGUCACUGGGGGCUCCGACAACCACCUGAUCCUCCUGGACCUGCGCAGCAGAGGGACAGAUGGUGGCCGUGCUGAGCGGGUGCUGGAGCUCUGCUCCAUCGCCUGCAACAAGAACACCUGUCCCGGUGACAUCAGCGCCCUGCGCCCCAGUGGGCUGCGGUUCGGGACGCCGGCUCUCACCUCCCGCGGGUUCCGGCAGGAUGAUUUCCACCAGGUGGCUCAGUACAUCCACAGAGGGAUCGAGCUGACGCUGCGUGUCCAGAAGGACAUGAGCCCCAAGGCUACGCUGAAGGAAUUCAAGGACAAACUCAGGGAGGAGAAAUACCAGGGGGAGUUGAAGGCGCUGAAGGAAGAGGUGGAAGCUUUUGCAGCGACCUUCCCUCUCCCGGGGCUGCCAGUCCUGUAAAGGGAAACCCCUGCACCCUGAGCAAGGGGAGUGCACAGGGCAGCAGCAAGCUCCCAGACCAAUGCCUCAGUGCCUUCACCCAGCACCUCCCUACUGGCACUGGAACCAGUGCAGCAGCAGUGCCUUGUUUGGCUCUUACCCCCUUCUCCCCUCUCUUUUGGGGUACAGGACCCCCCUGAGCACAGCACAGCCUCCCUGCAGGGAAACCAACUCCUUCACCAUUCAGUGUUCCAGCUGGAAGGAACACCAGGCAGCCCUCACAACAAGGUUCCAUCCUGCUCUCUCUGUCUGUGGGAGUAACAGAUGAGGUUAAAGCCCCUGCCCACAGCAUGAGCAGGGACCAGCACCCCAGCAAACAGCCCUCCUGGGAUCACCAUCCCAUCAGAGCCAGCAUCUCUGGCAUCUCC
Calypte anna (Anna's hummingbird) is the source of this 1967-nucleotide messenger RNA. RefSeq names its product serine hydroxymethyltransferase 1 (gene SHMT1). The record is from RefSeq and is a predicted model, not a curated record. Gene Ontology annotation, biological process: folic acid metabolic process; L-serine catabolic process; purine nucleobase biosynthetic process. Bases 103 to 1560 code for a protein of 485 amino acids. Gene Ontology annotation, cellular component: cytoplasm; cytosol; nucleus. The transcript has 12 exons. Lineage: Eukaryota; Metazoa; Chordata; Aves; Apodiformes; Trochilidae. Gene Ontology annotation, molecular function: pyridoxal phosphate binding; cobalt ion binding; mRNA regulatory element binding translation repressor activity.